Rhinichthys klamathensis goyatoka is the source of this 2378-nucleotide messenger RNA. It is a transcript of the gene strn, whose product is annotated as striatin, calmodulin binding protein. Gene Ontology annotation, cellular component: dendrite. Gene Ontology annotation, molecular function: armadillo repeat domain binding; protein-containing complex binding; calmodulin binding. The record is from RefSeq and is a predicted model, not a curated record. NCBI's taxonomy places the organism in Eukaryota, Metazoa, Chordata, Actinopteri, Cypriniformes, Leuciscidae.
UGUGUUCCUCAGGUGUCUGGUCUGAUCAUGUGUGUGUGUUCCUCAGGUACCUGCAGGAGGUGGGCUACACCGACACGAUCCUGGAUGUGAAGUCUCAGCGGGUCAAAGCUCUGCUGGGAUUGGCCGGAGACAGUGGAGAGAGACCCGGAGACCAGCGGCCCGAGCCCAUGGUGAACGGCACCGAGCCGAGCGCUGAGGACCAAACCAGCACCAUGAUCGGUAAACCCGAGAUGUCGGACUCGGCCACGGUUCUGGAAGCCUUCAAGUUCAUCGAGAAAGCGGCGGCAGAGUUCAGCGAUGAAGACGAGGAUGAUGAUAGUGAGGGACAAAACAAGACCAUCGUGGACCUCGCCACCAUGGUGAGGAGGAAGGUUUCUCCGUCGCCCUCCUCUUCCUCCGCAGACAUGAGUGAUGAUUUGGACACAGAUGAAGUUCUGAAGGGCUUUGAUUUCCUGGCUAACAGUGAAGACAUGGAGGGCCCGUCAGAAACACACUCCUCUGCGGACAGAGCCGACUGGGAGAAGGAAGAGCAGAGCCCCUCGUCUGAGUCCUGGGACGUGGAUGAGGGCCUGAUCUCUAAACUCAAGGAACAGUACAAGAAGGAGCGCAAGGGCAAGAAGGGGGUGAAGAGGCCGAACCGGUGUAAGCUACAGGACAUGCUGGCUAAUCUGCGAGACGCGGAGGAUUUGUCGUCUAUUCAGCCUCCGGUGGCGCCGCCGGUGCGUCCCAACUUACCCCGCCUCAACGAGAACCAGCUGGGCCGCACCGAUGAGGUGGAAGCCCUGACCUUUCCUCCGUCCUCGGGAAAGUCCUUCAUCAUGGGUUCUGACGAGGCGCUGGAGAGCGAGCUGGGUCUGGGAGAACUCGCCGGGCUCACCGUGGCCAACGAGGCCGAGACUCUGUCCUACGACAUCACGAACAACAAAGACGCCCUGCGCAAGACGUGGAACCCGAAGUUCACCCUCAGGAACCACUUCGACUCGAUCCGCGGCCUGGCGUUCCACCCGGUGGAGCCGGUUCUGAUCACCGCGUCUGAAGACCACACGCUGAAGAUGUGGAACCUGCAGAAGACGGCACCAACCAAGAAGUGUGCAGCUCUUGAUGUCGAGCCCAUCUACACGUUCAGGGCUCACAGGGGUCCGGUUCUGUGUGUGGUGAUGAGCUCGACUGGAGACCAGUGUUUCAGCGGGGGUUUAGACGGAUCCAUUCAGAGCUGGAACACUCCCAACCCCAACAUCGACCCCUACGACUCCUACGAGCCGUCAGUGCUGCGCGGGUCAUUGUGUGGACACACAGAUGCAGUGUGGGGUUUGGUCUACAGCUCGGCUCAUCACACACUGCUGUCCUGCUCCGCUGACGGGACCGUGAGACUCUGGAACGCUGCAGACGCUGCUCCCGCCAUCGCCCUCUUCAACCAGAACCAAGAACUGGGCGUCCCGUCGUCAGUGGAUCUGGUGUGCUGUGACCCGGCUCACAUGGUGACGUCCUUCAGCAACGGCAGGACCGGCAUCUUCAACAUGGAGACCCGACAGAUGAUCCUGGAGCUGGAGUCGCAGGCCGCCGGGAAACCCGAUGCGCCGUGUCAGAUCAAUAAAGUCCUGAGCCACCCGACGCUUCCCAUCACCGUAACGGCACAGGAGGAUCGGCACAUACGCUUCUUCGACAAUAACACCGGCAAGUGUAUUCACUCUAUGGUGGCUCAUCUCGAUGCUGUAACCAGUCUCGCGGUGGAUCCCAAUGGACUCUAUCUGAUGUCCGGCAGUCACGACUGCUCCGUGCGUCUGUGGAACAUGGAGAACAAGACGUGCAUCCAGGAGUUCACGGCUCACCGGAAGAAGUUCGACGAGUCGAUCCACGACGUGGCGUUUCAUCCCAGCAAAUGCUACAUCGGCAGCGCGGGAGCCGACGCCCUCGCUAAAGUCUUCGUAUGACCUCUGACCUCCGACCCAAACCGCUUCCACGAACUCGAAGCUGAUGAUCCGGGCGGGCCUGGUGCUCGAGGGGAAGCACACACACACACACACACACACACACGAGGAGCGUCUCGGCUCCUCCUCCGUUCAGCCUCACAGGAAGUUACACGCUUCCUAGAUUAAUUUCUUUUAUUUCCCUUUCAUUAUGUCUCUCCGGACGUGAGCAUUAUUCCUCUCCUUUUAAACGACGUGCCUUUUGCUUCAAACAGUCUCCAGAAAGUCGGGCUCUCUCCGUUCCUCUCCGGCGCCUGGAAAUCAACUUUUAAACUCAAAUACGUCACAUGAUUGCGAGUUCUAGAGCCGGAUGGUCUGAACACACUGAGGCGAGCGUCAGAUCCGAGUCCGGUCCGCCGCUGUUAAUUUAUUCAAUACAAUCUGUACAUAAUAUAACAUGAAAACGGCUCA